Molecule: messenger RNA, 1355 nt
Organism: Acanthoscelides obtectus
Lineage: Eukaryota; Metazoa; Arthropoda; Insecta; Coleoptera; Chrysomelidae
Source: the annotation of a GenBank genome assembly
CUGACAUCGGUCAGAUAUCAUUUAACCUCAAAAAUUGUAAAUUUCAUACAAAUAUUUUCUAAUUUAGAUCACAUAUACAAGUAUGUUAUUUUCUGCAGAAAUUACUGAUUUUAAAAUAGUGUACAAUGUUCUACGAUCAAUUGCAAUUAAAGAUUUUGUUCUUUUGCGCCCCAUGGAGGAAGGUCUGAAACUAACUCUUGAUGAAAUGAGAUGUGUUGAGACUUCUGCCUACAUGCCUAGAGAAAUGUUCACAGCAUACCAUGUUGCUCAAGCUAAAGAUGUUAUACUAAAAGUGAGUUUGAAGGCUUUGGUAGAUGUAUUGAACAUUUUUGGAGAAGACUGUAGUCCCAACUUGAAAGUAAUGAUGUCCUAUAAGUCAGAGGGAUCAUCAUUAUGUAUAGAUAUGCAAGAACAUGAAGAAAAUAUAACUAUUAACUGUGAGUUGAAAACUCUAACAGUAGAUGAUGCAAAUCAAAUCAGCUUAGCAGAUGAAUGUAAUCUAAACAAGGUUGUGUUGAAUGCCCAAAUAUUUGCUGAGCUGUUAAAUAGAUUAGACAACUCAGCAGAUGAGUUGAAAGUUGUUUUGGGUCCUGAUCCUCCAUAUUUUACUUUGAGCACAACAGGCAUUGCGGGUGAAUCUCAAGUAAGUAUCUCAAAAAACUCAGAUUCAGUAACAGUAUUCCAGUGCAGUGAGCAAACUGUGUCAACUUAUCAGUUUUCUAACAUCAAAUUUAUACUAAAAGUGAUGGGGUAUGCAGACAAAGUAGCUGUAUCAACAGGAUCAUCAGCAAAGAUGAAACAAGUAGUGAAUAUCACAUUGCGUAACGUAUAAUGAUGCAGGCUUAUCAACGUCUGCAUUAUUUCUGGAUGAAUUCCGUCAAAGCAGUAGCUGCCAACUAUAGUAAUUAAGCUGUAAUUAGAGUCAAAAUUUGAAGUCUACUAGAAAGAAACCUUAUCAUAAAGGUUCACAAGGCUUUAGAUCUUGAUACACAUACUGUACUGUUAUCAUACGUGGCACUGAGCUGAGUAUGUAUUUGUAAAAUAGUUUCUUUAUAAAAUGAUGUAUACCAACAUUCAUAAUAAUCCUUCAUGGAAAUAAAUAUGUGUAUGUAUUGUCACAUUAUUUGUAUUUUUUCUAAAUCUGAUGAGAAGUUGAACAUGUUAUGAAAUCACUCAUUUUUUUUUUUAUUUUUAAUCGUAUAUUGAGUUGCCUGGAAAUCUAUCGAACCAAAUAACUUGUAUUUAUUGGGUGCAUUCGCAGUGUGAUUUUUAAAUAUAAUGUAUUAUUUAGCUUUAAGGCAUUGAUAGAAAAAUUGCAUUUGUUCUAAUUUUACAUCCAAACUGAAGUGCUACCC